Molecule: messenger RNA, 1086 nt
Organism: Diceros bicornis minor
Lineage: Eukaryota; Metazoa; Chordata; Mammalia; Perissodactyla; Rhinocerotidae
Gene: DGUOK
Product: deoxyguanosine kinase
Exons: 7
Coding region: 40-870 (276 amino acids)
Biological process (GO): nucleobase-containing compound metabolic process
Cellular component (GO): cytoplasm; mitochondrion
Molecular function (GO): ATP binding; deoxyguanosine kinase activity
Source: RefSeq, a predicted model, not a curated record
UACUCGGCGGAAGUGACUGUUGCACUAUUCGUGGGUGGGAUGGCCGCGGGCCGGCGCUUGCUAAGGCUGCUGCGAGCACCCUCCAGUUCCGUGGCUCAGCGGCCACUCGAGGGCGUGCCCCUCUCUAGGGGCGUGCACGCGGGGCACGAGCCCCGAAGGCUCUCCAUCGAAGGCAACAUUGCUGUGGGAAAGUCAACCUUUGUGAAGUUACUCACGAAAACUUACCCAGAGUGGCACGUAGCUACAGAACCUGUAGCAACAUGGCAGAAUAUCCAGGCUGUUGGCACCCAAAAAGCCUGCACUCCCCCAAAUCUUGGAAACUUACUGGAUAUGAUGUACCAGGAGCCAGCACGAUGGUCCUACACAUUCCAGACCUUUUCUUUUAUGAGCCGCCUGAAAAUACAGUUGGAACCCUUGCCUGAGAAGCUAUUACAGGCCAGGAAGGCGGUACAGAUCUUUGAGAGGUCUGUGUACAGUGACAGGUAUAUCUUUGCAAAGAAUCUUUUUGAAAAUGGUUCCCUCAGUGACAUUGAAUGGCAUAUCUAUCAGGACUGGCAUUCUUUUCUCCUGCAGGAGUUUGCCAGCCGGCUCAGAUUACAUGGCUUCAUCUACCUCCAGGCUACUCCCCAGGUUUGUUUGAAGAGACUACGCUGGCGGGCCAGGGAAGAGGAGAAAGGAGUUGAGCUGGCAUAUCUUGAGCAGCUUCAUGAUCAACACGAAGCCUGGCUUGUUCACAAGACAACCAGGCUCCACUUUGAGACUCUGGUGAACAUGCCUGUGCUGGUGCUGGAUGUAAAUGAUGAUUUUUCUGAAGUAACUAAACAAGAAGAACUCAUGAGAAAGGUAAACACCUUUGUAAAAAAUCUGUAACCAAUACUGGGAUGUUCUGGCUGUGAUCUGGGCUCUCUGAUUUUCUGAAGCUGGAAAAAUACUGAGUCACGCACCUUUCUCUCCCCACUCCCAUCUCCUUUGACCCCUGGAGUGCUCUGGCGCUCAGCUGUAUGGUUUCUGUUAUCCUUAGACUUUGCCAUUGUCUUCUUUUAUAUCUCAAGGACUUCUAAAAUAAAGUUUUGCUUAUUUUGCUAA